AUGCGGGAGGGACGGGCAAGGACGGGAUCCCCAAAAGUCCAAAAGGUCCCCCCAAAGACCGCCAAAAGCGCAGCGCUGAGCGUCCACGGCCAGCGCGGUGACAGCACAGUGGCAUUCGCCAUCACUCAGCGGACCUACCUCACUGAGGCUAGGCGCGAAGCCAUCGACAGAGAUGCCAGAGUGCCAGAGGCAUCACGCGCACUGGAGCACCAGCGCUAA
Molecule: messenger RNA, 219 nt
Organism: Trichoderma aggressivum f. europaeum
Lineage: Eukaryota; Fungi; Ascomycota; Sordariomycetes; Hypocreales; Hypocreaceae
Exons: 2
Coding region: 1-219 (72 amino acids)
Source: RefSeq, a predicted model, not a curated record